CACACGUACUUGGGAGAGGCUAUUGCUAUUUAACCAAGUCACGUCCGCUGUUGCCAGACACUUGGUGCUAAAGCAGACAGGUUUUAAGAAGACAUGAAGGCUCUCAUCUUCUGCAUGGUAGUGCUGUUGGCUGUGUCCAGUGGUUUCGCCCUGGACUGCAUCCACUGUGUGCCAAAGAAAGCGGGAGAGAGCUGCACAGAGACCACUGCAACCUGCCCUCCGGAGAAGGACGCCUGCGCAGCAGCCAGGUUCCUCAGACCACCACAUGGCUACUACCAGAAGUGCAUGAAGAUGUCUGACUGUAAGAUGCUGCAGACCAAUUCCUACAUCAACAUCAAUUGCUGCCAGAAUGAUCUCUGCAACGUCUUCCAGCAGGACCUCUGAAGUCAACAAACAUGACCAGACGGAGACAUUGAACCUAGACCUCUGAAGUCUACACACACGCAUGCAGACAUGUAGACAUUUAACCGGAACAUGACCAGACAUAGCCUUUAACUUUCACCAGGAUCUCUGAUCUCUCAAAAAACACAUGCAGACAUUUGUAAAUAAAAGGGUUAAGUGAAACACCUGGAUAAGUUAGUCUACAGAAAGUGGUAAACCUGCCACUAGAUAUUCUUCAUUGAUCUUGUAAAUGAAAACUUUCUUAGCUCUUUUAUUAGCAGAUUUUUCCCACUUAUUUUCAGCCGAUUUACUACUGGCCCACCAUCUUGGAUUCACCCCUAGUACUUCCGAUCUCUCCAAACACAUCCAGACGUAAACUUUAACUUCUAUCUGUUUUUCUCACCACUGGUUCACUAGGAGGAAGCUACCUCUCUGCACACUGUACAUGUAACAACAGGCAGAAUUUGACGUUACAAUAAAAUAUUAAUAUAAAUUAGA
Molecule: messenger RNA, 879 nt
Organism: Engraulis encrasicolus (European anchovy)
Lineage: Eukaryota; Metazoa; Chordata; Actinopteri; Clupeiformes; Engraulidae
Gene: ly97.3
Product: lymphocyte antigen 97, tandem duplicate 3
Exons: 4
Coding region: 94-384 (96 amino acids)
Source: RefSeq, a predicted model, not a curated record